AUGGCGCCCGCAAAAUCCAAGGCCCAGAAGAUGUCCAUUGGGACCUUCUUGGCUGAUGAGAGUCUCGGCUCUUGGGCUGAUGAGAUGGAGGAUAUGCCUCUUCCAGCUGCGCCCCCCUCGACUUCUGGGUUCGGCGAUCGUCGUCCCGCUGGUGGCAUGGGUUUCGGCGGUGGCAGCAGUUAUGAACGUGGUGGAUAUGCCGUCCGGGAGCCACUUGCUCUCCCCACCCAGCCUCCGUUCACUGCCCACGUCGGAAACCUUUCCUUCGAAGCGACCGAAGAUGAUAUCGCUGAUCUCUUCGCCGGGUGCGGCGUGACGAAUGUCCGUAUCGUGGAGGACAAGUUGACAAAGAGCCCCAAGGGAUUCGGAUAUGUGGAAUUUGAGACGGUCGAUGGAUUGCAGAAGGCUUUGGACUUGUCCGGCUCGACCCUUCAAGGACGAUCGAUCCGAACCAGCGUUGCGGAGCCUCGGUACUCAGCCAAGGAAUCGCGUCCCGACAUGAGGGAGCUGGACUGGACUCGCCGUGGUCCUCUUCCGGAGCUCCCCCAGCGACGUGUGCCCGACCGUGCGAGCUUUGGGCGUAACAUGGACGCCGCUUCAGAUGCCGGUAGCGAGCGCGGUGGUAGCCGCCGCGGCUUUGAAUCGGAUGGAAAACCCCGCGAUUUCGGCAACUGGGAACGCAAGGGGCCCCUCUCUCCUCCGAGUGGCCCGGUCCGGGAAGGCGGCAGGCCCCGCAGCAAUGAUGGACCUGGCUCUGGCUUCCGCAGAAACUCCCCGGCGUGGGGUGAGGGACGCUCGCAGGAUGGAUCGCGCCCCCCGCGCCCCGAGCGCACGCCUACCGCGGCCGAGAUGGACAACCAAUGGCGAUCAAAAAUGCAGCCGGCCAAGGAACCCAGCAACCCUCCGUCCCCCGUCGCUCCCGCCGCCGCUCCCGCUACCCGCCCCAAGUUGAACCUGCAGAAGCGAACCGUCCCGGAUGCCGUAUCCAGCCCCGCUUCGGCAACCAGCGGCGACUCGAAGGCUAGCCCCUUUGGCGCAGCCCGACCCAUCGAUACUGCGACUCGCGAGCGUCAGGUGGAAGAGAGGCGCCAGCUUGCGAUCCGCCAGAAGAAGGAGGCUGAUGAGAAGACCAAGGCUGAGAAGCCCGAGAAGCCCGAGAAGGCUGACAAAGCUGACAAGGCCGAGAAACCCAAGCACACCAAGGAGGAGAAGACAGUUCCAGUGGAUUCCAGUGGCAAGGAUGCCGUUGACACCCCCCAGGGUGGAAAGAAUUUCGAGAUCCUCCGGCGGGCCGGUGAGGAAGAGGGCGGUAUGGCAGCCGACCACGAAGCAGAGGAGACCACAGCUCCUGGUGCUUCUGAGGCACCAAAGGAACCUGUUGCCAACGGAAACUGGAGAGCCCAGCCUACUGAGGCCGGUGAUGAUGAGGGAUGGAGCACAGUCAGUGCCAAGCAGCGCACCGGCCGUCGUGGGCAGACCGGUCGUGGAUUCGCCUAA
Penicillium alfredii is the source of this 1497-nucleotide messenger RNA. RefSeq names its product translation initiation factor 4B. Gene Ontology annotation, molecular function: RNA binding. The transcript is spliced from 7 exons. The coding region runs from base 1 to 1497 and encodes 498 amino acids. Lineage: Eukaryota; Fungi; Ascomycota; Eurotiomycetes; Eurotiales; Aspergillaceae. The record is from RefSeq and is a predicted model, not a curated record.